AUGACUAUGGGCUUUUUUGGCCUCACAGGUCCAGCACUAGCGAGGGCUCGUAUUGUCAUGAUAGUUGUCCCUGCCUUUCUAUUAUUCGGUUUCAACCAGUCAAACAUAGGAGGCGUUCUAGGGUAUCCUUCCUUCAUCAAGUACUUUCCUCGUCUUGACACAGCGGACACCGAAGGAUCUACCAAGAGUACAAAUGCCAAAGUCCAGGGUACGGUCGUUGCCAUUUACACAAUCGGCUGCCUUAUAGGCGCCCUGGGUGUUACGCAGAUUGGAAAUCGUAUUGGCCGUCGCAAAUCAUUGAUACUGGUGUCUAUUGUGGCCACCGUCGGCCUCUUAAUCCAGGCAACUUCCUUUUCACUUGGCCAGUUGGUUGUCGGCCGCAUUCUGUCUGGUAUUGGCAACGGCGGCGUUAACGCCAUCGUACCUGUGUGGCAGAGCGAGUGCACGAAGCCUAGAAGCCGAGGGAAGAACGUUGUUAUUAUCGGUAUCUUCAUCGCCACGGGGAUUGCUGCUGCUGGUUGGAUUAACUAUGGCCUCUCCCACGUUUCGCAUAGCGAAGUUGCCUGGCGUCUACCUCUCUGCCUGCCCAUAAUCUUUACUCUCAUACUCAUUUUCGCGACUUGGUGGUUCCCAGAAUCUCCUCGUUGGCUAAUCAGUAGGGGUCGAGAUGAAGAAGCUCGUGCCGUUAUGGUCACGCUCGCGGGUCCUGAAAAUGCCAGCCAUGAGGACAUCACUCAAGAGAUACGCGCUAUUUCUGACGCCCUUCAAGAAGCCUCUACUUCUGAGCGUGGCUUUUCCGACCUUUUCAAGCACAACCGUCAACGUCUUUUUUACCGCCUAUGCCUUGCUGUUGGUAUCAACUUCGCUGCACAGAUGACUGGUGCAAAUGCUAUCUCCUAUUACGGAACCACCAUUUUCCAAGCGUCCCUGGGUUUGCCAGAGCAGAGGGCAUCGCUACUCAACGCCGGCGUGCUCACUUGGAAAAUUUUUGCUGCCAUCUCGGCUUACCUUACGGUCGAUCGUUUUGGAAGAAGGCCGCUAUUCGUUAUCUCUGGCAUGGGGAUGGGUGUGUCGAUGGCUUCACUCGCAGUGACUGUCUGGGUUGUGCAGGACCAUUACACAUAUGCAGCCUCCGUGGCGGCUACCUUUUUCCUUUUCUUCUACAUGACAUUCUUCCCUCUUGGCUUCCUUGGGGCCAAUUUCCUAUACAGCACGGAAAUUGCCCCGCAGGAUCUGCGCAUGCAUCUUUCGGCCAUCGGGACGGCAACACACUGGCUUUUCAACUUUGUCAUUGCUGAGAUCACUCCAGUCGCCUUCGUCACCAUCAAAUAUCGCUAUUACAUUGUAUACGCCGUGAUUGCAUUCUCUGUUUCAAUACUCAUAUUGUUCUUUUUCCCCGAAACGAGAGGCCUCUCACUCGAGGAGAUGGACAAUUUAUUCCGAGAACCUGAGAACUGGUGGCAAGUGACUAAAUACUCGCAGGCUUUACGAAAGUGUGGGGUACUGGAGCUGGAAGUCGGAGGGAAGAUGGAGACGGUCCAUCACAUUGAAGAACCCGAGAAGUCGACAGUCACCGAGUGA
This is a messenger RNA of Penicillium canescens, 1581 nucleotides long. Its product is annotated as sugar porter family MFS transporter. The record is from RefSeq and is a predicted model, not a curated record. The transcript has 2 exons. Gene Ontology annotation, molecular function: carbohydrate:proton symporter activity. NCBI's taxonomy places the organism in Eukaryota, Fungi, Ascomycota, Eurotiomycetes, Eurotiales, Aspergillaceae. Gene Ontology annotation, cellular component: membrane. Gene Ontology annotation, biological process: transmembrane transport; carbohydrate transport. Bases 1 to 1581 code for a protein of 526 amino acids.